Messenger RNA from Durusdinium trenchii, 495 nucleotides. The record is from the annotation of a GenBank genome assembly. Lineage: Eukaryota; Dinophyceae; Suessiales; Symbiodiniaceae.
AUGAGCCACUUCACCAUUUGGCAUCAUAUGGUGAAGCACCAGAUUCCAGCCGCAUUGAUUCUGGAAGAUGACUUUGAUUUGCAGCCAGACUUUGCGACCAAGUUGGGAGAAUACUUGGAGGAGGCCCGUGGCUACGAUUGGAACUUGAUGUAUGUUGGGCGAAGCCCCACAGAGGCGGAUUGGACCAGGCUGAGCGCUCACGUGGUGGAGCCGGGCUACACUCUUUGGACGGUCGGCUACAUCUUGCGCCUUGAGGGGGCCAAAGCGCUCCUGGACGCCCAGGUCGAGCGUGCUUUCUUGCCGCUGGACGACUUCUUCUCGGUGGCGGCUGGCCGCGGGAUGGACUGCUUCUACAACGACAAGGUCCUCGAGUGGAAGCCCCAUGUCCCGGUGCUUCUCCGGCCCUUCGCUUUGACCCCGCCCUUGGUCAUGCCGUGCGCCGAGAUCGCUCGCUUUCGAGCGGCGCGGUUCACCUCCAUGAGACGAUCCAGAUGA